Messenger RNA from Thunnus maccoyii (southern bluefin tuna), 2740 nucleotides. RefSeq names its product protein-glutamine gamma-glutamyltransferase 2-like. Gene Ontology annotation, biological process: peptide cross-linking. Gene Ontology annotation, molecular function: protein-glutamine gamma-glutamyltransferase activity. Lineage: Eukaryota; Metazoa; Chordata; Actinopteri; Scombriformes; Scombridae. The record is from RefSeq and is a predicted model, not a curated record. The coding region runs from base 361 to 2406 and encodes 681 amino acids. The transcript is spliced from 15 exons.
UGGUGCAUGUAAACAUUGUGUUAGUAUUGCGUUACAUUGUGGUGUAAUUUGUGACGCAAAACGAAUUCAACAGAAAAAUGACUAAGAUUUUGUUAACGUAUGAAAAAUGACUUGCUUUUUGUAUAGAAAGCUUUUGUUUUCAGUAGAGAUAUUUCACAAUAGCUUUCAGGUCAUGGUGAAAUUGAAGAAUUUAAAGGAAGAAAUCGUAGGAUGGGGGCGUUCUGAUCAGAUUUCACAGGCUACAAAUUCCUCCGGAGCUGUUACACUGCAGGGUCAUUGAUCAAUGAGCACAGGCUGCAACUCAAGUGUCUUUGAAGACUUUGCACACAGACAUCGAGGGACAAGAACUUCACUGCAGACAUGAGUCAAGUCUUGGACAUCGAGCGCUAUGAUCUGAACAUUAAGAGCAACAACAGCAGCCAUCAUACGGAGCUGUGUAAAGAGGAGCGUUUGAUUGUCAGAAGGGGACAGCCCUUCAACAUCAGUUUACAUCUGAAAGCUGGAAGCAAAAAGUUCAAACCAAGUGAAACAAGCUUCACGCUGAUUGUUGAAACUGGUCCACGACCCAGAAAAGAAUCUGGCACGAAGGUUUGCUUUGGACUCCAUGACUCCACGGUGGACACUGAGUGGAGCGCCUCUGCCACUAAUGAUCCCUCUGGAAACACAGUGUCUGUGACUAUCAAUUCCUCCCCCAAUGCCCCAAUAGGGCUCUAUUCUCUGACUGUGGACCAGGAGGGGCAGAAGACCAGUUUAGGACAAUUCACCCUGCUUUUUAAUGCUUGGUGCCCCAGAGAUGCUGUUUACAUGCGCAAUGAGAAAGAGAGGACGGAGUAUGUCUUAGCACAACAUGGGCAGGUCUUCAGAGGAACGUAUAAAAACAUCAAAGGGACACCCUGGAACUUCGGACAGUUUGGACCAGGAAUAUUGGAUAUCUGUCUGAAGAUCCUGGAUAAAAACCCUAAAUUUGUGUCUGAUGCUGACCAGGACUGCUCUGCCAGGAGAAAUCCCAUCUAUGUGACCAGAGUGCUGAGUGCCAUGAUCAACAGUAAUGAUGACCACGGUGUGGUGGUUGGAAAUUGGGGAGAGGUUACAGACGGGGUUCGUCCAGGCCAGUGGAUCGGCAGCAGGGACAUUCUGCGCCAGUGGGCAGAAAGUGGCCCCGUCCGCUACGGCCAGUGUUGGGUCUUUGCUGCUGUUGGGUGCACAGUGUCCCGUGCCCUGGGCAUCCCGUGUCGAGUGGUUAGUAACUUUGAAUCAGCUCACGAUUCUAACGCCAACCUGAUGAUAGAAAACCUGUAUGAUGAAGAUGGUGAGAGAAUUCCUGGAGGUGAUUCGAUAUGGAACUUCCAUGUUUGGUUGGAUAGCUGGAUGACUCGUCCAGACUUAGGAAAGGAAUUUGAUGGUUGGCAGACCAAUGACCCAACCCCACAAGAGAAAAGUGAAGGUGUUUACUGUUGUGGACCGGCCUCACUGAGGGCUAUCAAGGAAGGGGAGCUGACCAAGAAGUACGAUGCUCCCUUUAUUUUCGCUGAGGUUAAUGCAGAUGUUGUGGACUUUGUGCGCAAGUCAAAUGGACAAUUGGUCAAAAUCAGAGGAUCAACAAAGUCUGUCGGACAGUUCAUCAGCACCAAAGCUGUGGGCUCAAAUGAGAGGCACGACAUCACACACGAGUACAAGUACCCUGAAGGUUCAAAGGAGGAGAGGCAGGUGUAUGAGAAGGCUCAGCACCACAACAAGCUACGCCCGCAAGGAGAAGAGCCAGAGCUCCAUCUCAAGAUCAAGCUUGCUGAUAACAUGAUUGUGGGCUCAGACUUUGAGGUUUGUGCUGUCCUCACAAACAGCAGCAAGCAGACAAAGACCUGCAACUUCCUGUUUGUUGCCAAAGCUGUAAGCUACAACGGAAGACUAGGAGAGAAAUGUGGAUCCGCUUCAGACAAAGUGAAGGUGCCCCCUGGAGAAGAGAGGCGUCUGUGCCUCAGACUGAAGUAUGACAGUUAUAUGUCAGUGAUCACCUCUGACAGGCUGAUCCAUCUGUCAGCCAUCACCGUCGACAAGCAGAGCAAUGAAUACCACAAGGCUGAGAAGACCAUUGUGUUGGAUGAGCCAGUCAUAAAAAUCAAGCUGGUGGGAGAAGCCACACUAUAUGAGUCUAUGACGGCAGAGCUGAGCUUGUUGAACCCUUUACCAGAGCCACUGCAGGACUGCAGCUUCACCAUGGAGGGGGACGGCUUCACUGACUGGGAGCCCAUAAUACUGAGGAUUGGAACAGUGGGCCCAAAACAGGAGGCCAAGGCCACUGCUGAGCUCAGUCCCAGCAUUACUGGCCCCAGCAUGCUCCUGGUGAACUUUGAUAGCGACAAACUGAGGGACGUCCAGAGCUUCGUCAAUGUUAUGGUGAACGAAUGAGCCAGUACAGAAAUCUAAUAGCACUGAAAGCUUUUUUACAUUGUUGUUCUUUGGACUAGCAGGUACUGAAUUUCUUUUAAAUGCGCUUACUAUUUUUAUACUGCCUCUGUAGUAGGCUACAAAAGGAGUAAUAGCUGCAAUAUAAUAAGAUAAUGUCAUAAACACAUUUAAUUUGGUUCAUUCUAAAUGUGACAAUAAAGCCAUUGCUACUAAAGCUGCCAGUAGAUUGUUUAAGGGAGCAGCGCUUCCUCGCCUCCUUUUAGGAAACAUUUUGUUGUUGGUGAUGCAGAAAAAAUCCAGUGUGCUAAUUGAAAAUAAAAUUUUGGAGAAAACA